AUGAACGAAAGGGUAUUUGAAGUGCGCGCACACCGACCCAUGACAUCUACCCCUGGUGUGGCCAACGAGGUUCCAUUAGAGAUAUGGCUCAUCAUCAUUCAGUUUCUCCCGCCCAAGGAGGUAUCACGACUAUACAGCGUUAAUCGAUCGCUAUUCGAGAUUUGCAUGGACGUGAAGUAUCGCCACCUCCAUUUCGAAGGUGCUAUUGAAGACAUUCUCGCACUCCAGAACCCGAUAGUUGCUCGCAGAGUCGAGUCUGUCUCAGUGAAUCUUCUCAACUUCCAACCACUACUUCAGCUUCUCAGUCCCGAAGCGACUCAGGCAUUGACGGAGGCAUACGGACGACGAUGGUGGUCACUGUUUUCUGUUGAGAUGCCUCAACUACCCUCCCUUCAGUCCCUCUCGAUUCGCUUCUAUUCCAUUCUCAACUAUACGCAAUUCGCUUCUAUACCUUCCUCCAUUUCUAUCCAACCCGCCUGGAGUUGCGUUCCUCGAAGCCUUCUACAUCUACGCCUUGCCAUCCCCCUCGAAGCGUACCAGGAUGGUGUAAUAGUUCCUCGAGCGUUGCACUUCCCUUCAUUGGAAGUACUCGAUCUACGUAUCUGGGCCGGAUACCGAACGACAGACUACGAAUCUAUCCUCUCAAAACUCAUCGCUCCUCUCGUAAACCGCCAUUCCUCUUCCCUCUCCUCUCUCACCGUCAAAUUCGAAGAACAUGAUCAUAUAUUCUAUAAAUCCCCGGGACUAUUCGACCACUUGGGGAGGUUGCCUCACCUCCGAACGUUCGGUGUGCGCGUUACACUGGGAAGUCCCUCCCAAACCGAUCUUUCUGGUUUGUCGAGGUUCAUCUCGAUGCACGCGGAUACGAUGAAAGACAUGUGCCUCCACCUACCCCACUCUUCGCAGUUUAGGUCGAUGGCGCCGUUCGCGGACCCCACUCCUUUUCAUGACUUGGCGACACCACAGUUUCCUACCUUUGAUGGGGACUCGUUGUUCGCCCUACCAUUGUUCAACCCGUCAGAGGCAAGCCCAUUCCCUCAACUGGAGUCGUUCGAGCUCGAGAUGUUCUUCCCCGACAAGACACGCUUUCCGGCGGAACGCUUCCUGUCCUGGCCACAAUCCAUAACCAGGCUGAAGCUUGCUUUGGGGAACCUCCAACUCCGACUCGAUUCUGCAGGAUCCUCGACUAUAGAGGUCUUCAAACAGAUCUUGUCGCCUAACGUCUUCCCCAGCCUCACCUACCUCUCAUUAUACGUACACGAGGUCAACGACGCGACUUUACUCUUCCAAUUAUCGCAAUUGGCCCUGUUCGUGGAAGAACUGGAGUUGAUCUUUAGUUCGUUGAACCUGUGGGGGGCUGAGUUGAGAAAGCUGAAGGAGAUGGGGGAGAGAUUACGGUUGGAAAUUGAAGAGAGUCAGUCCUGCCUUCUCGAAAUCGCGCUCCGUGACACUCUGUGGGAUGCGCGGGCCAGACCUAUGAUGGCGCUCUCUCAACGCUCAGGGGGUCAUAUCCCGAAUUCCCUGCAUUAG
Messenger RNA from Coprinopsis cinerea okayama7#130, 1530 nucleotides. RefSeq lists its product as hypothetical. The coding region runs from base 1 to 1530 and encodes 509 amino acids. Lineage: Eukaryota; Fungi; Basidiomycota; Agaricomycetes; Agaricales; Psathyrellaceae. The transcript is spliced from 5 exons. The record is from RefSeq and is a predicted model, not a curated record. Gene Ontology annotation, molecular function: protein binding.